Molecule: messenger RNA, 1401 nt
Organism: Helobdella robusta
Lineage: Eukaryota; Metazoa; Annelida; Clitellata; Rhynchobdellida; Glossiphoniidae
Exons: 10
Coding region: 1-1401 (466 amino acids)
Cellular component (GO): membrane
Source: RefSeq, a predicted model, not a curated record
AUGUCAAGAUGUUCAUUUAUGCUUGCGUUGACUGUUCUGAACAUGUUGAUGAUUGGGCCAUCGUUCGGAAACACUAUCCAGCUCGGGAUGAUUGUGAGUGAUGAGAACAAGGACAGGUUCCAACCAGCUAUUGAAACUGGUUACACCAGAGUGUUCUGGUAUAUCGUGAACACCUGCGAUGGCAUAAGCGGAUCGAGAACGGCACUGGAUCUUGUUCUGAACAAGUCGGCGGAUGCGCUCUUUGGAUCAUUCUGCUCCAGCAACUGCAUAGCCAGCGCACAAAUCGCUGACUACUGGGACCUCCCUUACUUCCCUCUCGAUUGUUUCGACUCAACGCUGGACAGUUCUUCUCUCUACAAAACGGUCAUCAGAAUUUUCGGCUCACUUUCUUCUUACGGAGCAUCAGUUUCAGCGUUCUUCAGACGAAACAAAUGGAAAAGUUGCGCUAUCGUUAAAGAAAUUAGGAAGGAUUUCUGCCAGUUUGCAGUUGAAGCGAUAAAGGCAAAAUUUCUCGGAGACAAUGAAAGAGAGAAAAGCACAACACAACUACAUAGAAACACUGUGACACAACAAAACAACCACAAGACUCCCUACAAUAACGAAAAUUCAGUAAUUGUGAUCUGCCACACGAACGCAAGUGCUAUGGCGGCGCUAAUAUACGCGGCAUACCUGCGUGGCAUGACCAGACCUAAUGAAUACGCCUGGAUCACCCUCUACAACAUCUACUCCAAUUUCAGCUUCAACACGCUGUUCGUUCCUUGGAUGGUUGUUAACGACACCAAAAAGAGCAUUGAAUUGAAAGAAGCUUUCUUAUCCGUUAAAGCUAUGGGUCUUGAGAUCAAUGAAAGUUAUGUCAGCAAUAUAAGACCAUUGUCAUCGACCAUCACCUACAAGAAUUUCAGCCGACUGCCUGACCCUGACUCUGAUCCAAACGAUACAGGACACGUCACCUCCAGGACGCUACUCAUGUCAUUCCUGACGGAUGCUGUUUAUUUGUACUUCAUACUGAGGAGCAAGACAGCCGCGCAUAAUUUGAAUGAGAAAAGUGGAAGGAUCAUUCUCAACAUGAGUCGUAACGCUAACUACAAUGGCGGUGUCACAGAGAACAUCACAAUGAGCUCUGAUGCGGACAGGUACAUGACAUUCAUCGUCUGGUCCUUGUCUCCAGAUUCAUCAACAUUCAGACCCUACCUCAACAUCAACUUCACAAACGACAGCUAUAGGCCGUUUCUGGUGGACGUGGAGAGGUGGGGCUACUCGAACAGCCCACCCUUCGACAAACCAAAAUGUGGCUACGACAACAUCUACUGCAAUGGCGAGGACAAGACUUUCAUCAUUGCAUCUGCCGCGUCCCUGGCGGUCAUCAUAUUCCUCGCUGCUUUCUUCAUGGUUGUUAGGUAG